UUAAAGUGCAGCAAGUCGCCCUCCGCUUUUGCAGAAUUGUCGCGUCUGAUCGCACACUCUGACCACAGCCAGCGAGCAACGGCGCUGAAUCGUCCUAAACAUGAGAGUCGGCUCGGCAAUCGCGUUAUGCUUCUUCAGCUUUGCGUGUCUGUCAGAAUGCACGCCUCCGACCUGUUACUCCAGGGCGCUGAGCCUGAGCAAAGAAGUGAUGACCCUGUUGGAUAAGAUCCACACUUACCAUCGUACGAAAACGUGUGCUGAGGUCCUACCCACCAUCUUCCUUGAUGUGCAUAACUCGUGCGUCACGACCAAGAUCCGUGACUUCCUCUACGUGCUUGUGAACCAUCCCAGCCAGUACUGCAGAGAGAGACCCAGGAUGGUGUUGCUGAAAAUCAAAAUACAGAACUUGUACGCCAUUAUCACCCGAAUUUGCUACCGGGACUUGGUGUUUUUCACAGACGACUGCGAGGCCAUCGACACUGGACAUAGCAGGCCACACUAUGCAGAGGACAGACUUCAGCUUCUGCAGGAGGAGAGAUAAGCGACACAAGCAGUUAUAAGCAGUCUAAUGUAAUCACAAUGUGUACAUAAACACCACACCCUGCAGUGUAUUCAAUCAUAAGCAGCACAGCACACUGCGCUGACUCGUGCACACUCGUGUUUAGUGGACAUGCAUGGUUACAUUCCUGCAAGAACGGCAGAACUUUCCACAGGAAAUUUGCUGAAUGCCAACCGUGCCGACGCAAAUCUUGAAAUAAUAAACCAGUAAGAGAUGCUUGUGAGCAGCCUUAGCCUCUGUUUACUUACCAUGGCUGAUCAAAGCUUUGUGUGUCAUUUGGAGAAAUAGGCUGUGUUGCCGUAACCCUUGCUCUGACGAAACAUGUCUUGAACGAGCACUAUGUCCAACAUUUUUGUCGACAUUUAUGCAGUUCAGCACACUGAUUUAAAAACGUUUUGUAUGGAAUACUAUGAUGACUUUGUCUCCCAAACACAACCCGACAUUGCUUAACGUCAAGUCAAGACUCAUUGACUUUACUCAAAUAAUGCAAAAUAUUUCAUGUUACAUUUCAUUGUAGUGUAUCUAAUGUCUAUUUGUCUUUUUCCCAUGUAUGGAUUAUAUCCCACUCUCCCAAUAACAACAGAAUAAACCUUUAGU
Molecule: messenger RNA, 1156 nt
Organism: Phycodurus eques (leafy seadragon)
Lineage: Eukaryota; Metazoa; Chordata; Actinopteri; Syngnathiformes; Syngnathidae
Gene: cytl1
Product: cytokine-like protein 1
Exons: 4
Coding region: 101-541 (146 amino acids)
Biological process (GO): positive regulation of transcription by RNA polymerase II
Source: RefSeq, a predicted model, not a curated record